AUGUAUACUCUGCAGAUGACUCCGGGCUGACCACCAUCCAGCGUGCACAUUUUCGUCCGAAAAUGUUAGGGACGUACAAGACCGUGGAUUCCGCCCACACCCAAAACCGGUAAAGCAAACAAAACUGUCAAACUGAAACAACAUGGCGCCUACGCCGACGAAAAAACCGGGUAUCUCCAGCUUUCCCGAGGUGCCUGUUGAGCCUAUUCAAGCAACCGCCAUAGUAAUCAUUCAUCCUGGAUCUAUGACCCUAAGAAUCGGGCGAGCCUCGGACUCAUAUCCCCAUUCUAUUCCUCACGUUAUUGCACGGCCAUGCACAAACCUGACCGUGCUACCUCAUGUUGAUCCCAUCCUUGUACCUCAAGUUGAAACGGAACCUGAAACGAUCGCUACCAUAGAAGAAGGUUGUGAAGUUGUCGGGAAUCUUUUAGCAUCGUGCCUUACGUCAGAAGGAAGAGUACGGUAUACCUUUCCAACAGACAAGAUUCAUCUAUACAAUCAACAUGCAAAACCAAAUGUGUUGGCUGGAAGCUGUGACCUCCACUGGACAAAACGAAGUCAUCCGCAUGAUUAUAUCGUUGGAGAAGAGGUGCUGCACCUGAACCCUUCAGACCGGUACCACGUUCAUUGGCCAAUUAGACGUGGCCAUUUAAACCUGCAUCCCGGAGUGGGAGGUUCAUUAACUGCAGUGAUGGCUGACUUAGAAGCUAUCUGGGGAACAGCUAUUCAACAGUACCUGGACAUUCCUUUAAAAGAUCUCAAGCAUUACAGGGCCCUGCUAAUUAUCCCUGACGUCUACACCCGCGAACAUGUUAGGGAGAUGAUUAAGGUCAUCCUCUUUCAGCUGGGGUUUGCUGCCUGCUUUGUGCACCUGGAGUCUGUUUGUGCCACAUUUGGAGCUGGUCUAAGCUAUGCUUGUGUUGUUGAUGUGGGAGAUCAGAAGACAAGCGUUUGCUGUGUGGAAGAUGGCAUAUCCUGUCGGGCAACCAGGCUAGUCAUGGAAUACGGUGGUGCUGAUAUCACUCACCUUUUCCACUACCUGCUUCUGAAGAAUGGGUUCCCAUAUACAGAAUGUAAUUAUGAGAACUUCCCGGAUGCAAUGCUACUUCAAGAACUCAAAGAAAGCAUGUGCCAUGUGAAUCUUGAUAUCUGUGGAGCUCGAGAACGUUCUUUUCAAGUGAAGCAUCCAUCAAAACCUCUCAUAGAAUACAAAAUCAAGGUUGGAGACGAAUGCUUAAUAGCGCCACUGGCAUUGUUUCGUCCUGAUAUAUUGGGCUUGACGGGACCGAAACAAGUUCGUGUCCAGCACAGGAAUCCUGGCGACCCUGAAGAUCCUCAUGAUGAAAACUAUCUGAUUCAAACGCAGAGGCGAGGAGCCAGAGAAGUUGUCGACGGUUCCCAAGCAUCCGACGCAGCAUCUCAACUAGACGACAGCCAGAUGGGACAGGCUGGCCUGGACGACGACGAUGUCGUGGCUCCUGAAGCAGCAUCUGUAGCUUCUUCUGCAACUAUGCGAGAUAACGAUGGAGAAUUUCAGUGUGAUCAGUUGCUUGGGAUCGACCAGGCCAUCAUACAGUGUGUUGACCGUUGUGACUCUGACGAUCUGAAGAGGAAGAUGUUCAGCUGCAUCCUUGUUGUUGGUGGAGGCUCCAUGUUCCCUGGUAUUCACACUUGGCUUCAAAAUAGGCUCUCUGUGCAGAUCCCCAUUAUGUACAGAGCAGAGCAAAUCGACAUCAUCACAAGGCCAAAGGCUGUUUACAGCUCUGACCGCUGACGCAGAGGAGAUUCGAAGAACCGCGUAAUAAAAAAGAGGAAUCGUGUACGGGCCUUCAGGAAACAGGAAAAAAAUGUGGAAAACGAGGAUUUUGCUACGAACAAGCGGGCCCCCAAUUAGACUACCCACUACAGCACGGCGUCGAAAUGUGAUCUUACUGUACAUACAACAACAACAGAUAAAUUAUAAUUAUGACUACAGUCGCCGUCCGAUUUUUCGGACUCGGCGGGGAUCGCGCCAAAGUCCGAAAAACGAAUUUCGCUUCAAAAUAAACUUUACUAAGUACUACCAGGCUGGAAAAAUUUGUCGAUGCUUUCCUAACGCGCUUCCAGCUCUGCCUGAUAACAUCAGCUUCUAUUUCGCGAAGCGACAUUUCGUCACUCUACACUGACAGAAGCACCGCUGUCAUCAAGUCCACAAGUCGGCUUCACCUAACGCAUGCGUGCUUUAACUGAAGCUCGCUUUACAGCGCUGUCGCGCGACUCUCGGGCGGACAGCGCGUCCUUUUGAAUCAAGCCGUUGGCCAAAAACGAAGACGCGAAAGCGGACCUCUUCUACUCAGAGGGAUGGGAAAUGAACAAUCAUUGCCUAUUUUUUUGCCUCAAUAUUUUCCUUCACCCCAAGAGAGAAAUUUGCUGAUUGGGCAAACAGAGUCCGAAAUAUCGAGCGAUUGGGGCUGCACGGCGUCCGAAAUUUUGGACGUUCUUAUACAUUAACUCUAUGGGACCCGCGGCCGUUCCGCGAACGAGUCCGAAUAAUCGAGCAUGUCUGAAAAAUCGGUCGGCGACUGUAUUAUCAUUGUAACAGGGUCUGCAUAUGCAUAUGUCGCUUUGUACUGUAAAUAGCUUUUACUACGUGUCCAGACUCGAGAACUGACAGUUGUCUGUUUCCUUCGGUCAAAACUCAGUGCAGUUUGAGUUCUCUCUCAUCAACGAAGGGGACAUUUUAUGAUUCCGCGGCACGGCAACACGGUUCCUACGCAAAGGCGUCGCCCGCCAAAUAACUGUUGUCAUCAACGACAGUUUUUAUUUCGCUAGCGCAGUGGUUCCCUGCAUUGUGGAGUGCUGGAGAUGGCAAUGUACACCAACGAACAAAAUUUAAUUUUUUCUGUUCAAUCCCAGUGCAGAAAAGUCAGAAAACUCGUUCACGCAGUCUGAUAAGUGUUGUUGGGGACGGACUUAUCCGCUCCCAUCCCUCGUCCCAUGUGAUUGCAUGGCGGGGAUGGGGACUCCUCCGUCCACGUGACGUUGCUGCCUGCCUCGCACUUAUCCCGGGGAUGCGGCUCUCGUGUGAACCCACCCUAAUUCACACUUUCCGUUCCCUCGUAAAAUGUUCCUGCUGCAGCACAUCCUAAUCAGCAGCUGCUCUG
Molecule: messenger RNA, 3143 nt
Organism: Ornithodoros turicata
Lineage: Eukaryota; Metazoa; Arthropoda; Arachnida; Ixodida; Argasidae
Gene: Arp8
Product: actin-related protein 8-like
Exons: 15
Coding region: 143-1774 (543 amino acids)
Biological process (GO): regulation of DNA-templated transcription; double-strand break repair
Cellular component (GO): Ino80 complex
Source: RefSeq, a predicted model, not a curated record